AUGAAAAUCAGGUCACGGGAAGUUGCGGUGGUUAUUCAGGGCGUGAUUGUGGUGUCGACCGUGCCAGAGCUCCUUGAAAGCAAAGCAAGAUGUUAUGCUGGCAGCAAGGCAGCCAAAAGUCUUGGCCGACGCCACCACCAGCUUCUCCGGGCGACAACGACGAUAGGAUUAUUCUUCAUUCAAGAAGUAGAAACAAUGUGCCCAGCUGCCAAUUCUCUACAGUAUCGGGUCCUAAGAAUCCCCCGAGGUGUAUUCACCCCACAAACGCCCUUGUACUUGGAUUUCCUUGCUCCGAGCACCGUUCGCCACUCCUCUCGUCGAUGUUUCUUUUUCAGCGCCAAGACGUCAACAAGAGACGUUGCAGAGCCCGCAGAGCCCCGGGAGCCCUUCGAACAAAACCGAUCGAGUAGUCCGUCUGCGAAACCUCGAUAUGUUCUCUCACGUGCACAGAGAGUGUAUCUUGAUCGCGCCCUGCGAGUGAAUCAAGCCGGCGAGCUUGCCGCGACACUGAUAUAUGCAGCGCAGAAGCCGCCUAUUCUACGAUCGCAUCCUCAUCUACGACCGUUGAUGAAACAUAUGUACGAUCAAGAAGCUGUACAUUUUGCCAAAUUCAACCACCUAGUGGCAAAACAUCAAGUGCGGCCCACUGCCAUGUAUCCAAUCUGGGAAGUUGCUGCUACUUUUCUAGGCUGGUCGACAGCAAUCAUGGGACGGGAGGCAGCAAUGGCAUGCACAGAGGCCGUUGAGACAGAGAUCGGAACGCAUUAUAAUGAACAAGUCAGCACAAUCAUAGGGUGGAUGAAGGAAGCGGAACAGCGUGGAGAAGAGGUAGAUGACGAGAUCAAGGACUUGUUAGCGCUAUUGAGAAAAACGCGCGACGAGGAGUUGGAACAUCUAGACCAUGCUGUCGAAAAUGACUCCAAGGAAGCGAAGCCGUAUGAUCCCUUGGUAAAUAUUAUUCGUACCGGAUGCAGAGCUGCGAUCAACAUCAGCGAGAGAGUUUAGCCUGCUCUGUUCGGUACGGCGAGUUCUUGUUUGAAGGCGAUUGUACAAUACUGAGCAUGAUGGGAUCAGGACUGAUUUCCGCGUUGAAAGGAAAAAAGUGUGUGUUCUUCUACUAAAACGCCUGGCCUGGAUGAUACUAUAACACAAGACAAAUGAAGAUCUUCCUUCAACAGUCAUCAUCCAGUCGAUUAGCUGGAUUUUAAGUGUGUUUUGAAUUACCCAAGUGAUUUAUGAUAAUAAUACUAUCUUUUCCGUCUUUGCUGAGAUAGGCGAACCUAGAGGAAGAUCUCGGUUGCCUUAAAAUCGAUCCAUUAUUAGUACCAUACUUCUCCAAA
This is a messenger RNA of Talaromyces stipitatus ATCC 10500, 1340 nucleotides long. RefSeq names its product ubiquinone biosynthesis protein Coq7, putative. The record is from RefSeq and is a predicted model, not a curated record. The coding region runs from base 1 to 1005 and encodes 334 amino acids. Gene Ontology annotation, cellular component: mitochondrial inner membrane. Gene Ontology annotation, molecular function: 3-demethoxyubiquinol 3-hydroxylase activity. The transcript is spliced from 2 exons. Lineage: Eukaryota; Fungi; Ascomycota; Eurotiomycetes; Eurotiales; Trichocomaceae. Gene Ontology annotation, biological process: ubiquinone biosynthetic process.